Cornus florida is the source of this 2525-nucleotide messenger RNA. Its product is annotated as chaperonin 60 subunit alpha 2, chloroplastic-like. Gene Ontology annotation, biological process: protein refolding. NCBI's taxonomy places the organism in Eukaryota, Viridiplantae, Streptophyta, Magnoliopsida, Cornales, Cornaceae. The transcript is spliced from 9 exons. Bases 336 to 2084 code for a protein of 582 amino acids. The record is from RefSeq and is a predicted model, not a curated record. Gene Ontology annotation, molecular function: ATP binding; ATP-dependent protein folding chaperone.
AAUUGCAUUUGGUAACCAUAUUUUUGCUUUUCAAAUUAUUAAAUAAGCUGCCAAAUUUAUUUAUAUUUUUUAAAGCACCAAAUUGGUGUUUUUUUUUUGAAUGCACGAGCCUGUUGGCUUCCUCUUUUUCACAGACCAAAAAAAAAAAAAAACCGAAAAGAAAGAAAAAAAUUACGUUUCCAAACAGGCCCUUGCGUUGGUCACCAUGAUUCGGUAACUCGCUCGACUCGUCCGAUUCGUUCUCUCAAAACCCCUUGAAAACCUUGUGAAAAUUUGCAAAACCCCUACGGUCCAUACCCGAACACUCCAGGACUGCAAGUCUGCAACUAUUGGACAUGUCUGUUUCCUUCUCUUCCCCACUACUAUUCCCUCCAGUAGCUUCCUGCUCUAAACUUAGUGGAAAUGCCCUUUCUGGGUCAUGGAGGAAUACACAAAGGAUGAAGAAAUUGGUGGUAAGAGCAGGGCCAAAGAGGAUAUCUUUUGACAAAGAAUGCAGAGGGGCUUUACUUGCUGGGAUAAAUAAGCUUGCUGAUGCUGUUUCUGUCACUUUAGGACCUAAAGGGCGCAAUGUUGUUCUUUCAGAAUCAGGGACUUUAAGAGUAAUCAAUGACGGUGUUACAAUUGCCCGAGCCAUAGAGCUUUCAGAUGCAAUCGAAAAUGCGGGAGCAAUGCUAAUCCAAGAGGUUGCAACUAAGACUAAUGAUUUAGCUGGUGAUGGUACUUCCACUGCAAUCAUUUUGGCUCGAGAAAUGAUCAAAGCUGGGUUGUUAGCUGUUGCUUUUGGGGCUAAUCCUGUUUCUUUAAAGAAAGGAAUGGAUAAAACAGUAAAACAAUUAGUCAAAGUUUUGAAGAAGCAAAGUUUUCCUAUAAAAGGGAAUGAUGAUAUUAAAGCCGUGGCUUCGAUUUCUGCUGGAAAUGAUGAGUUUGUUGGGAACUUAAUUGCUGAAGCUAUAGAUAAGAUUGGUCCUGAUGGUGUAAUCUCUGUUGAAUCUUCCUCAUCGUCUGAAACAUCUGUGAUGGUUGAAGAGGGAAUGAAGAUUGACAAGGGGUAUAUGUCGUCCCAAUUCAUUACAAACCAAGACAAAUCUACAGUGGAGUUUGAAAAGGCUAAAGUCUUGGUAACUGAUCAAAAGAUAUCAACUGUUCAAGAAAUUAUUCCUUUACUAGAAAAGACUACCCAACUGAGUGUCCCACUGCUAAUAAUUGCUGAGGAUAUCUCGAUGCAAGUACUAGAAACACUGGUCAUGAACAAAAUGCAAGGUGUACUUAAUGUUGCUGUUGUCAAGUGUCCGGGAUUUGGAGAAGGAAAGAAAGGUCUGCUUCAAGAUAUUGCUCUUAUGACAGGUGCCGAUUUUCUCUCUGGGGAUUUGGGACUGACCCUUAAUAGUGUUUCCUCAGAUCAACUUGGUAUUGCACGAAAAAUUACCAUAACAAAUAAUUCAACCACCAUUGUCGCUGACCCUUCUACUAAAGCUGAAAUUCGGGCAAGGAUUUUGCAGAUAAAGAAGGAUCUAGCUGAAACAGAUAGUUCUCAUCUGUCAAAAAAGCUCUCUGAAAGGAUUGCAAAACUUUCUGGUGGUGUGGCUAUAAUUAAGGUUGGAGCACACACUGAGAUGGAACUUGAAGAUCGGAAGCUAAGAAUUGAGGAUGCAAAGAAUGCCACAUUUGCUGCUAUAGACGAAGGUAUAGUACCUGGUGGUGGAGCUGCUUAUGUACAUCUAUUGGAACAAAUUCCAAUCGUAAAGCAGUUAUUGGAAGAUCCAGAUGAGCAAAUUGGUGCUGACAUUGUGGGGAUGGCACUUCUUGCACCUGCAAAAUUAAUUGCAUCCAAUGCAGGAGUUGAUGGAGCGGUAGUCGUGGAGAAAAUUCAGGCUUGUGAUUGGCAUAUUGGGUACAAUGCGAUGACAGGAAGAUACGAAGACCUUCUUGUAGUCGGAGUAGUUGAUCCUUGUCGGGUUGCAAGAUGUGCACUCCAAAAUGCAGUCUCCGUUGCUGGAGUAGUCCUGACAACUCAAGCUAUUUUGGUGGAGAAAACGAAGAAGCCCAAGCCACCUGUUCCACUUGUUCCUGGAAUAACUCCUUAAAAACCCAUAAAAUGGGAGGAGCCAGUAAAAAGAAAAUCGUAGAUGUGUUAGCUGCAUUUGACAUGGUUUGGGACAAAGCUUCCAAACACAAGCAGGUUUUGUGUGGACUUGAGAUGCAGAUAACAAGCUUUACACUCAGAGUUGUCAAACAGCGAAACAAAUUCAGCUUGUUAUACGAGUUCUUGGAUUUUGAGAGCAUGAAGAUGAUUUUUCAGUGGACAGGAAAAUUUUGAGAAUUUCUCCAAAAUUAGGUGUUUUUUUUUUUUUUUUGAAACAUUCCUCAACAUUAAGUUUUGUAAUAUUGAUUCCAAAACUGAACAUGUAUGCGUUCUAUUAUGUGCUUAAAUUAAUCUUCUUUCGGUAGAAUUGUUCAACCAUAUAGCUGCAUUUGACGAUCAGUCGAUUAUGGAAGUAGAAUUUUAUUAGUUUGCUUCAUUAACA